Nerophis lumbriciformis (worm pipefish) is the source of this 653-nucleotide messenger RNA. RefSeq lists its product as uncharacterized. Lineage: Eukaryota; Metazoa; Chordata; Actinopteri; Syngnathiformes; Syngnathidae. The record is from RefSeq and is a predicted model, not a curated record.
CCUGCACUCGAGGGUUUCCCCGCCCCCUCUUAAUGAGCUGCUCUGCCAGCAGCUGCGUCAAUCAGCUGUCAAGAAGCGUCAAGGAGUUGAAAAGCUGCCAGGAAUUCAGUUAGCCUUGACUGCCUGACAAGAAAAAUGGAGAAAGUUUGUCCCCCCAAAGAUAUGGACAGUUUUGAAGUUUUUUCACCAUCGGAGCUGGACAGCAAGUUCUUCGGGGACCAGCUGUCGACAUCGAGAGUGUCCGCUGAUGGAUCUGACUCCAAACCCUACAACGUGGCCUUUCUCUGCACGUCUUCAGACCUGGCUUCUCCGACUCCGGGACAGUGCCCCAACGACUCCAACGUCCAAGCUAAGAAGUCUCAAUUGCUGGUACCGCCGCAGUGCAAGUCCUCUACUCCCUACUUGCUCCUCCAAAAGCAGGAAAAGGAUGCUUAUUUUGACCAGUCGUACAAUGACCUCACCGCCUCGCAGAUGUCCUGGGACCAGUCUUUGAUCAAGCCUGCGAGCAACAGUCCAAAGCUCUGCAUGGAGUUGAGCGCUCUGGAGAACGUUGAGGGUCUGAAUGUGUAGAUGAGACAAAUUUUGUGUUUCUUGGUGGAUUUUAACCAACCAGUUGUCUUUAACAAAUGACCUAAUAAAUGCUGUAGUAUUUA